Molecule: messenger RNA, 411 nt
Organism: Lactuca virosa
Lineage: Eukaryota; Viridiplantae; Streptophyta; Magnoliopsida; Asterales; Asteraceae
Source: the annotation of a GenBank genome assembly
AUGGCACGAACAAAACAAACUGCCCGCAAAUCCACCGGUGGAAAGGCUCCCAGAAAGCAGCUAGCUACUAAAGCUGCUCGAAAAUCAGCUCCGGCGACCGGAGGUGUGAAGAAGCCACACAGAUUCAGGCCAGGAACCGUUGCACUAAGAGAGAUCCGUAAGUACCAGAAGAGCACAGAGUUGUUGAUCCGCAAACUUCCAUUUCAGAGACUUGUGAGAGAAAUCGCUCAAGAUUUCAAGACAGAUUUGAGGUUCCAGAGCAGUGCUGUUGCUGCACUUCAAGAGGCGUCGGAGGCUUACUUGGUGGGUUUGUUUGAAGAUACUAAUUUGUGUGCGAUUCAUGCUAAGAGGGUUACAAUUAUGCCUAAGGAUAUGCAAUUGGCUAGGAGGAUUAGAGGCGAGAGAGCUUAG